AUGUUCAUCAAGUCCUUACUGCACACCUUCUCAAGGAGCAAGUCUUCGUCGUCGUUAAGGAAACAUUUUCAAAAAGUUCGAGGUGACCCCUUUAACGACAAGAAACGAAGUCAGUUUUAUCGCUCCAGAGCCGCUUUCAAACUAUUGGAGAUAGACGACAAGUUUCACAUUUUCAACAGACAUUGUCGUAAUAUCGUGGACUUGGGCUUUGCACCAGGAGCUUGGAGCCAAGUAGCAGUAGAAAGGUUGGGAAAUAACCCUUUUACAAUUUUAGGGGUUGAUAUAAACCAUGCUACUCCUUAUAAAGGUUGCCAGUAUAUACAAGGCGAUGUGACAAAGACGUCAACACAUAGCAAGAUUAGAGAGUUUUUCACCGAUGAGGAGGGUUUGACGCAGCCUCUCGAUCUAAUUAUGAGCGAUAUGAUGGUCAAUUGCACUGGACAUGACCACUACGAUCACAUUGGAAACAUGGAACUUUGCAAUGCCGGGUUGAUACUUGCCUUCAAUCAACUCCGCGCGGGUGGCAACUUGAUCAUGAAGGUAUGGCAGGGGUCAGAGUUGAAACUACUAGAAGCCAGAAUGAAACUCCUAUUUGCGAAACUGUAUGCCUUCAAACCACAAUCUAGUCGGUCCGAGUCAAGCGAGUUGUACUUUGUGGGUCUUGGAAAGAGGGACUUCAAAUAUCAGUUGCUACUAUCAGACUUAUUUGGCGAUAUAGACGAAAUUGGAAAGCUACGGAAAAAGUUGAAGUAA
Lodderomyces theae is the source of this 753-nucleotide messenger RNA. Its product is annotated as 21S rRNA (uridine2791-2'-O) methyltransferase. Bases 1 to 753 code for a protein of 250 amino acids. Lineage: Eukaryota; Fungi; Ascomycota; Pichiomycetes; Serinales; Debaryomycetaceae. Gene Ontology annotation, cellular component: mitochondrion. The record is from RefSeq and is a predicted model, not a curated record. Gene Ontology annotation, molecular function: rRNA (uridine-2'-O-ribose)-methyltransferase activity. The transcript has a single exon. Gene Ontology annotation, biological process: RNA methylation.